UGUGUGAGGUCAACAUUUCUUUGAAGGCUGUGACAGGACAAUGGAAAGUGACAGCCCUAUGUGGAAGGAAACCACAACAUUAAGUUUUGUUUCACUUCCUACUUCUUUUAUUGUUGGAUCAACGCAUUUUGGAAAUAACAACAAAGAUGGGAGCAGAACAGAGCACCCUGGCGAACUAUGGCUACGUACUACAAAGUAAAACAGAAAAUGCUGUUGUUGCCACAAAGGGAGAUGACACAUUUAUCAUUAAAAGGAUCAUUUUAGAUCAGAUAUCUGCAAAUGGUGUUCCAGCAUUAACCACAGAGAUAGAAAUCCUCAAGGCAAUCAAUCAUACUCAUAUCGUGAACAGCAAGCACUCCUUUAAAGAUCAGGGCAUUCUCUAUGUAGUGAUGGAUCACUGUCAGGGAGGAAACCUUGCUGAAAAAAUCAAAAACAGGACUGAUUCUCCACAAGAGUCUGAGGUACUGAGCUGGAUUGUUGAGAUCUGUAUGGCUUUGAAAACCAUUCAUGAAAAAGGCUUGAUUCACAAACAUCUGACACCAGAGAGCAUAUUGCUCACAGAAUUUGGAUUGGUGUGCCUGGGCGAUUUUGGAAAAAUCCAUGAAAAUUCAAAAAGCACUCAGCCAGCCACCAAUUCAAAUUUAGUGGAAACAAUAACUCAUCUGCCACCAGAAGUCUUCACAGAUGGGACCUAUGAUGCUAAAAGUGAUAUUUGGUCAGUGGGAUGUUUACUGUAUGAGCUCUGCACUCGAAAAGCAGCGUUCUCAGCAGAGACCACAAUCACACUCAUGCCAAAGAUCAUUGGUGGUCCUUACCCAUCCCUCCCUGAGAUGUUCUCACCAGAGCUCCGUCAACUCUUGAGUGAUAUAUUCAGUAGAGACCCUCAAUCAAGACCAACAGCCAGGGAGAUCCUUGAGCGUCCAUUUAUCAUAAGCUGUCUCACAGCCAAGAGCAAAACAACUGUGGAGGAACUCCAGACCAAGCUGAAGAAGCUAAGGGCUGUCGCUGAUGAUUUGGAACGUGUACAUCAGGGCACCACCAUUGGUAGUCUGGCAGGAGGAGUGAUUGGAGCAGUGGGAGGGGUUACAUCCAUAGUGGGCCUAAUACUGGCCCCCUUCACUUUGGGAGCCUCUCUUAUUGUCACUGGGGUUGGAGUGGGGGUGGGUACACUUGGUGGGGUCACUGCUGGUGCUUCAAAUAUCACAAAUAUGGUCAACCAGUCCUCUGAUCGCAAAGUUAUUCAAAGCAUCAUUAAGGAGUUUGAACAGAAAAUUAAAGCUGUUGUCACCUGGUUACAGGAGAUUAGCAACAGUUUACAGAACAUCAGGAGCAGAUGUGAUUCAGAUGAAACAUCUGAUGCUGAUACACAGCUCAGCCUGACAAGACUUGGCUUGAGGGCAGGAAGGGGCUUAGGUGGCAUUGCUGAACUGGUUCGACUAGUUCAAGUGAUGAACAUUGGCAGGAUUGCAGCACAGGCUUCCAGAGCAGUACGUGUGGCAGAGGUUGCAACGGGUGUGCUUUCUGGAUUAUUUGUGGCAGUAGAUAUCUUUUUUAUUGCCAUGGAUGCCAAAGAGAUACACCACAUUAGACAGGCAAGGGCAGCAGAGGGCGCUACUCCUGAGUCAGUGUCUGGGACUGACACUGAUGACACUGUGUCUACCACUGACCAAGAAGCACCAUUGACUGGCUCAAUGAUGCAAGAGCUCGACUCUGACACAUUACAGGCACAGGACCAGUCUUUCCCAAAGUCUUCCACCCCAGUCCAAUCUGAGGUCAUGAGAUUUGUCCAGUCAGUCAGGCAGGCAGCAGAUGAGUUGCAGAAAGUCUUGGAUGAUCUCAAAAGUAUCAUCUCAUCUAUCCCAUCACUUGGGGUUGAGAGAGAGUCAGACUGGAAAGAUAUGGAAUUAAUGUAACCCAAAUUCAAUCAAUUCAGAAGCACAUCCAUUAUGUUACUCAUUUUAGUGUAGCUACGCCAAGAAGAAAAUACUGAUUGUGCUGCCCCCUAGUGUUUGCUCCACCGCAUACAAUGCAUCAGGUCAUAGUACACUGUUGUGCAACACAUUUGGGUGUAGUUAAGUAUACAUGAGGCCACACCUGACCACAACUAACUGUGAUGUUUGUGCAGCAGUGUGACGUUGCUUUUUAAAUAUGCAGGUUGCCAACAUUUUAAAGUUAGUCUCAUACUCUGAUGCUUGAUAAACUUAAUAAACAAAAGAGAACUUCUGGUUUCAAAGAUUAGUUUCAAGUAAAAAUGUUGUAUUAAUUAAAGCAAUUUUUCUGUGUAAUCAGUGUCAGAUGAAUAACACUGUAAUAUACAAAUAAGAUCUUUAUAUUCAAGUUAAUUCACCAGGCUGGGUCACCUUUAAAGUAGUUAUCUAUUCUUACAAUCUAAAGAAUUAUGGCCCAAUUAGUAACUUACUUCACUUACUGUUUAAUGUAUCGUACUGAUAUUGUAUUAUACUGAUUUUGGGCUUUGCACUUGGCUUGAUUGUCAAUAAUAAUUCUAUUCAUGAAUGCACUCCCUCUGGGUUUUUUUUUUUCUUUUGUGUCUUUUUUUAAUCAUUAUUUGGUACAUUAAUAUAAUACAUAGCGUGUAGGGAUUUGAAAAAUUCUGGUAGUUAUAGAUCAUUUUAUAUAAACAUGAGUAUCUGAUAUCUGAUAUCAGAUACUCAUGUAUCUGAUGAGUAUCUGAUAUCCAGACAUGCAGCUGGCUAUCUGCUAAAUUUAACUGAAAGCUUUGAUUACCAUACAAAUGUAUUUACAAUACAUAUUAAUAGUGUACACAUCUAUUCUGAUGAAAAAUAAAUGCAAGUUGUCUCACUGAA
Lates calcarifer (barramundi perch) is the source of this 2825-nucleotide messenger RNA. RefSeq lists its product as uncharacterized. The record is from RefSeq and is a predicted model, not a curated record. The transcript has 10 exons. Bases 147 to 1913 code for a protein of 588 amino acids. Gene Ontology annotation, cellular component: extracellular region. Gene Ontology annotation, biological process: lipoprotein metabolic process; protein phosphorylation; lipid transport. NCBI's taxonomy places the organism in Eukaryota, Metazoa, Chordata, Actinopteri, Centropomidae. Gene Ontology annotation, molecular function: protein kinase activity; lipid binding; ATP binding.